Messenger RNA from Schistocerca gregaria, 2793 nucleotides. RefSeq lists its product as uncharacterized. The transcript is spliced from 25 exons. NCBI's taxonomy places the organism in Eukaryota, Metazoa, Arthropoda, Insecta, Orthoptera, Acrididae. The record is from RefSeq and is a predicted model, not a curated record. Bases 1 to 2793 code for a protein of 930 amino acids.
AUGAGUACAGAGAAUUCGAGGAAAAAGUCUGAGUACAGGAUUUUGCGAUUGUUCCUUGAGAUAAAGCUUUGUUUCGAAAAACCCCACUUUUUACACAUCAAGUCAAACCUCAUUGCGCCCUCUUUCGAUUCAUGGAACUGGCCCCCCUAUUCGACAAGUAGUACGCAGUCUACUACCGUCUUAACUUCCGCAACGUUGAGAAAAAGCUUUGUUUCGAAAAACCCCACUUUUUACACAUCAAGUCAUACGUCAUUGCGCCCUCUUUCGAUUCAUGGAACUGGCCCCCCUAUUCGACAAUUGAGAAAAAGCUUUGUUUCGAAAAACCCCACUUUUUACACAUCAAGUCAAACCUCAUUGCGCCCUCUUUCGAUUCAUGGAACUGGCCUCCCUAUUCGACAAUUGAGAAAAAGCUUUAUUUCGAAAAACCCCACUUUUUACACAUCAAGUCAAACCUCAUUGCGCCCUCUUUCGAUUCAUGGAACUGGCCCCCCUAUUCGACAAGUAGUACGCAUUGAGAAAAACUUUGUUUCGAAAAACCCCACUUUUUACACAUCAAGUCAAACCCCAUUGCGCCCUCUUUCGAUUCAUGGAACUGGCCCCCCUAUUCGACAAUUGAGAAAAAGCUUUGUUUCGAAAAACCCCACUUUUUACACAUCAAGUCAAACCUCAUUGCGCCCUCUUUCGAUUCAUGGAACUGGCCCCCCUAUUCGACAAUUGAGAAAAAGCUUUAUUUCGAAAAACCCCACUUUUUACACAUCAAGUCAAACCUCAUUGCGCCCUCUUUCGAUUCAUGGAACUGGCCCCCCUAUUCGACAAUUGAGAAAAAGCUUUGUUUCGAAGAACCCCACUUUUUACACAUCAAGUCAAACCUCAUUGCGCCCUCUUUCGAUUUAUGGAACUUGCCCCCCUAUUCGACAAUUGCGAAAAAGCUUUGUUACGAAAAACCCCACUUUUUACACAUCAAGUCAAACCUCAUUGCGCCCUCUUUCGAUUUAUGGAACUUGCCCCCCUAUUCGACAAUUGAGAAAAAGCUUUGUUUCGAAAAACCCCACUUUUUACACAUCAAGUCAAACCUCAUUGCGCCCUCUUUCGAUUCAUGGAACUGGCCCCCCUAUUCGACAAUUGAGAAAAAGCUUUAUUUCGAAAAACCCCACUUUUUACACAUCAAGUCAAACCUCAUUGCGCCCUCUUUCGAUUCAUGGAACUGGCCCCCCUAUUCGACAAGUAGUACGCAUUGAGAAAAACUUUGUUUCGAAUAACCCCACAUUUUACACAUCAAGUCAAACCCCAUUGCGCCCUCUUUCGAUUCAUGGAACUGGCCCCCCUAUUCGACAAUUGAGAAAAAGCUUUGUUUCGAAAAACCCCACUUUUUACACAUCAAGUCAAACCUCAUUGCGCCCUCUUUCGAUUCAUGGAACUGGCCCCCCUAUUCGACAAGUAGUACGCAGUCUACUACCGUCUCAACUUCCGCAACGGUACAAAGAAAAAAGCUUUGUUUCGAAAAACCCCACUUUUUACACAUCAAGUCAAACGUCAUUGCGCCCUCUUUCGAUUCAUGGAACUGGCCCCCCUAUUCGACAAGUAGUACGCAUUGAGAAAAAGCUUUGUUUCGAAAAACCCCACUUUUUACACAUCAAGUCAAACCUCAUUGCGCCCUCUUUCGAUUCAUGGAACUGGCCCCCCUAUUCGACAAGUAGUACACAGUCUACUACCGUCUUAACUUCCGCAAAGUUGAGAAAAAGCUUUAUUUCGAAAAACCCCACUUUUUACACAUCAAGUCAAACGUCAUUGCGCCCUCUUUCAAUUCAUGGAACUGGCCCCCCUAUUCGACAAUUGAGAAAAAGCUUUGUUUCGAAAAACCCCACUUUUUACACAUCAAGUCAAACCUCAUUGCGCCCUCUUUCGAUUCAUGGAACUGGCACCCCUAUUCGACAAAUAUUGAGAAAAAGCUUUGUUUCGAAAAACCCCACUUUUUACACAUCAAGUCAAACCUCAUUGCGCCCUCUUUCGAUUCAUGGUACUGGCCCCCCUAUUCGACAAAUAAAGCUUUGUUUCGAAAAACCCCAAUUUUUACACAUCAAGUCAAACGUCAUUGCGCCCUCUUUCGAUUCAUGGAACUGGCCCCCCUAUUCGACAAAUAGUACGCAGUCUACUACCGUCUUAACUUAUGCAACGGUACAAAGAGUAACGAAUUCAAAUAUCGAAAAAAGGUUUGAUUCGAAAAACCCCACUUUUUACACAUCAAGUCAAACCUCAUUGCGCCCUCUUUCGAGUCAUGGAACUGGCCCCCCUAUUCGACAAUUGAGAAAAAGCUUUGUUUCGAAAAACCCCACUUUUUACACAUCAAGUCAAACCUCAUUGCGCCCUCUUUCGAUUCAUGGUACUGGCCCCCCUAUUCGACAAAUAAAGCUUUGUUUCGAAAAACCCCAAUUUUUACACAUCAAGUCAAACGUCAUUGCGCCCUCUUUCGAUUCAUGGAACUGGCCCCCCUAUUCGACAAAUAGUACGCAGUCUACUACCGUCUUAACUUAUGCAACGGUACAAAGAGUAACGAAUUCAAAUAUCGAAAAAAGGUUUGAUUCGAAAAACCCCACUUUUUACACAUCAAGUCAAACCUCAUUGCGCCCUCUUUCGAGUCAUGGAUCUGGCCCCCCUAUUCGACAAUUGAGAAAAAGCUUUGUUUCGAAAAACCCCACUUUUUACACAUCAAGUCAAACCUCAUUGCGCCCUCUUUCGAUUCAUGGAACUGGCCCCCCUAUUCGACAAAUAGUACGCAGUCUACUACCGUCUUAA